AAUGGAUUCAUUAUUAUUUGAACAUUUCGUGUUAGGGAAUAGUUGCCUCAUAGACACAUUUUCUUGUGGUCUCAAAAACUAUUGCAACUAUUUUUGGUAUUUUUCAUGUCCACUGUCAGAUAAAUCAAAGCUGAAACUAUCAAGUAAUCCAAAUAAAAUACUCUACUGGCGGCUGAACGAUGGAGAUGAUCGGAGGAAAUCGUUGUGUGACUGUGAUGCUGUAAUAAUAAGUCAGGCUUGUUAAAAAAUGACCACAGCGUAAAACCCACGUGUGUUGACACACUGAAGAAUCCAGCUUCGGUUCGCGCUCUGCCUUGAUCUCCACCAGGCGUGAAUUCACAUGUAGACACGUCGUGUCAGCCCAUGCCAGAGCUAUUCAUCAGAAACUGAUGCCAGGCUUCUUUUCAAAAGAUUUGCCUGCGAACAUAAGAGUGCAUGAGCUGAAUGGUGGGCGUGCUGCACAGCGACGCAUGAAAAACCGCGCGCCGGGCCACUGAGAGACACAACACGCGGGAUUUACGCACGGCGGCACUCUUCAUUCUGGUGGAUUUUGUGUUUUGUUUUUUAUUUUCUCUGCUGAAAGCAGUGAUGUUUCCGCUGAGGGCUCUCUUCUCCAUUUGGCUGGUUUUGGUUCUCCUGAAGCUCCUACUCCUCGGGGCUUCUGGCGCCAAGCAGCCCGGCGUCGCGCAGCAGAUCGGCGGAGGGACAUUCGUCACCAGCGACAGGACGCGGUGCGCGUGGCGCGCGGAGGAAGCGGGGGAAGCGGUGAAGGUCUGGGUGAACUGCGAGAGGCAGGGCGGCGUCAACAAGACCAGCUGCGAGUACCGCGGUAGACCUCGGAGCUGUCCGGGUUACAGCUCCGACCCCAAAGCCUUCUGGAAACAAGUGGCGCGCGCCUUCAAGAAGAUGCGGGAUCAAGUGUGCGUGGACGUUCGCGCGCUGGUGAAAGCCCGCAUGUGUAAGCACGCGUCCAGAGAUGCGAACCUCAGACUGGAUCGGAACAGCGUGAAAAGAAGAACCGCUGCUCCCACCUCGCCGCCGGUCCAGCCCACGCGCGCGGCGUGCGUAAAGCGCGCGGAUCAGCGGAGAACAGCGGAGGAGUUCUGCAGCUCCUGGGCCAGCGUGUGCGCCUUCUUCAUGUCCAUGCUGCAGAGCGAUGACUGCUAGCAGGACGGAAAUCAGGACGAUACAUCAUUCAUUCAUUCAUUCAUUCGUUCAUUCAUUCAUUCAUUCAUUCAUUCACGUUUAGAUCUAGUAUUUUGCAUCCAGUUGGAAUUCCUUUUCCUAAACCGAAGUGUAUUCAAGGUCAUACUGAAAAAUAUGUUUUUUGAACCAGCUUUUAAAAAAAAAAUUCUUUUACAGCUAAUUUUAUUAGUUGUGCUCAAGCUAAAGUUCUGAUUUCAGAAUUGUUCAAAUCUGAAUUAGAUUGAGCAAAACUAAUACAAUUAGCUUUAACAAAUUAUAGUCAUUUUUUUAAAAGUCUGUUCAAGCAACCAUUUGUUUCAGUGCAGGUCAGCCUCAAGUGAGUUUUAUUUCUUUUCAUUCCAAGUCACAUUUUCUCUCCAAAUCUGGCCUUGCAAUAACAUCCAUGCCUCUCUGCAUUGUAAUGUAUUUUAUAAAGAACUUUACAUGAUGUACCAACACAAGUAAUAAUUGUGAAGUAGAAGGAAAUCUGUUUGUUUUCUUUUACUUGUAAAACUUUCAUAAGUGUGGCAUACACACAUAUUCAGCCCUUCUGAGAUGCAGCUUCAAACCUUUACACAGUUAGAAACAUUUCUGCUCGUUCUUGUUUGGAAAAUAAUAGACAGAAAAAAGGAAACAGGUGACAUACUAUAGCUUAAAUAUAUUGUGCCAACUGGUCAGAAGUAAUCAAGAUAAGUUUAUCCAAACAAAUUUAUGGUGUUUAUUAAGUUGUCAUGCUAAACAAAUGUAACUAAAGUAAGUCUGGCAAACUUAAUACAAUGACAUGUGACAAAUGAACACGUAUUCUCUUUUCCAGUGUGCUUUGUUAGAUCUUAUUUUGGGGAAUGAGAGUAAAAUGGUCUGUUUACUAAAUGCAAGUCACAUGUUUCAGAUUCUAAUUUGUAAAUAAUGAUGUACGUCUUUUGCUUUGUAGUUCUGCCAUAUUGUGUUGGUCACAUACAUGAAAUCCAAAUAAAAUUCUGUGAUGCUGUGAUUGUAACAAGGCAAAACCUGAAAAAUAGUUAAAUGGUAAGAAUUAUUUAGCAAUGUAUUGUAAAAGGUUAGACUUAAACUGGUGCGACCUUUAAGAGUUAAUGUUAAAAAAUGUAAUACUUCAUGCUUUUCAAGUGGUGUUUUUUAAUAAACUACUUAAAAUGCU
This is a messenger RNA of Poecilia reticulata (guppy), 2341 nucleotides long. RefSeq names its product fibroblast growth factor-binding protein 1-like. The record is from RefSeq and is a predicted model, not a curated record. Gene Ontology annotation, molecular function: growth factor binding. NCBI's taxonomy places the organism in Eukaryota, Metazoa, Chordata, Actinopteri, Cyprinodontiformes, Poeciliidae. Gene Ontology annotation, biological process: cell-cell signaling.